Messenger RNA from Polychytrium aggregatum, 1185 nucleotides. RefSeq lists its product as uncharacterized. The record is from RefSeq and is a predicted model, not a curated record. The transcript has 2 exons. Lineage: Eukaryota; Fungi; Chytridiomycota; Chytridiomycetes; Polychytriales. Bases 1 to 690 code for a protein of 229 amino acids. Gene Ontology annotation, molecular function: protein binding.
AUGGGUGAGGUAUCAAUAUCCCAAGGACACCUGGACGAUGCACUUGCAUUCUACCAAGAGUCGCCCGAUAUCAGUAUUAAUAUCGGUGGCACUCUCGAACGAGGUGACAUUGGACAGAUCCUGAGCAAUGAGUUUGGAUGGAUUCACUUUCUUCAAUCUGACUUUCCCAAAGUACUCGAAUACCACACAGAGGCCCUCGAUAUUGUUACUCGUAUCUCAAACGACUCAACAGGAGCUCAAGAGGCCGAAUCCCAAAUUGGCUGCGGUGCAGACCUGAUCCAACUCGGGCGACUCGACGAUGCCCAAUCCAAACUCGAGAAAUCACUCGAGCUUCUCAGAACCAUCCACUCCACGACCGAUAAUGCCUCGGUAGCCCAUGCACUGUGUUGGUUGGGUGACCUUCGUCGACUCCAAGGAAACGGCGACGAUGCCCUCAUCCUCUACAGGGAUGCCAUGGAUAUGGUGAAGCGACUUCGACAGCCUUCAAACCCCAUGAUCAUUCCUCAAGCUCUCCAUGGCAUUGCAACCAUUCAAAGAUCCAGGAAGCAGUUUGAUGCUGCUCGGGAUUCCACAACCAAAGCCAUUGAUAUCCUUCUCGAGCGUGCUCCCGAUCAUCCAUACCUUCAGCAAAUGAAAUACUUCUCUAUCGAACUGGACAAGGGGAUUGAAUCAAGUGACAGCUUGAGCUAGUGUUAGUUGUUAGGAAGAUGUGGAUCGGCAUAGCACGGUGACGAUCGAGCAGUGUUGUCGCUCCACCGACUUGAAUACAUCAGUCGCCACUUCCUCCCAUUCGUCGAGCAUGCAAUCACUAUGGACAGAGAAUCGCCGGGUCAGCCAUAACUAUGACUACUCCCAAGCGCCUCAAGUCCGUCGACCAGCUUCAUCAAUGGCGGUCAACAUUCUCAAGUCUCGACGAGUGGGCUUGAAGUUUGAAUCGUUGCUUCCUGCCCGUAUCUCAACAGCGACCAAGUCACGACAGGGAAUAUGCAAGCUUGCAACAUCAAUGGAUGGGAGUUGGUCGGCGACACUCUCUGGCAUUCAAGACAACCGACUCAGCGGCUCGUCCGCCUCUUUGACCUAAUACAUCCGGCUCGUCCUGGUGAACACCAACAUGAGUUCAGCCCCCCCCCAUAGAAACGCUCAAUCAAACAUGAAAUGUUCCCACACCUGAAUCACCAAUCCGUC